AUGGCAGGCGCGGUGGAGUCGUUCCUGGGUGCGUUUGGGGGCGCGUGCCGCGCGUCGGACGGCGCACAGCUCCUUGCGUGUUUCCGACUGGAUCCACAAGCGUACGCUGCGCUGCAAGCGGCGCUCGGCGCGGGCGCCGCCGCGAAUCUCGACGCGGUCGAAUGGGUGAGCAGCAAGACGCACGACAAGCGUUUCCGCGCGCUGGCGCACGAGUUCCUCGAGUAUGUCGCACGCGAGGCGCCUCCGAGCAUCGCCGGCGGCGCGUCUGUGUACGAUAUGUGGGUCAAGGUCUUUUCGCAGGCAACGGCGAUCUUUGCCUUGCCAGACACGGUCUGGUUUAUCCCUACGCUCAAGCAUCUGGCCCAGCAGCUCGUUACGCUGGCCAUCCGCACCGACAAGCAGAGCGGCUCGCGCAUGUAUACCAAGACCAUCGAUGCGGCAGGGCGCCUCUCGAAAUGCGCGGGCCUUGCGGCGAACGACCGGACGGCGCUGCCCGGCCCCGACACGAAGCGCGCCGCGGUGCUUGCGCUGGCCAACGCGAGCUUCCGCGCGUACUUUAAGCUGAACAAUACGCGGCUGUGCGAGACGGUGCUCGGCUCGGUGCAGAAUGCGAUGCUCAUGAACCGGCGGCACGGCGACGAGCAAGGGAGCGGCGAAGAGGUCUAUCCGCUGGCCGAGCGUGUGACGUACCGCUACUACCUCGGCCAGAUCCGGCUGAUCCAGCACCGGAUCCAGGUCGCGGCGCAGCACCUCGACUGGGCAUUUUCGCACUGUUCGCAGCGCCAGUUUCACAACCGGCGCAAGAUCCUCGCCUCGCUCGUCGCUGUGCACCUGAUUCUGGGCCGGUACGCGUCGCCGCACCUCCUCGAGACGUUUGGUCUGACGGACGAGUAUGGCAAGAUGCUGUACUAUCACAAGCUCGGCUACGGCCGCGGCGUCCAGCAGGAGCUGGAGCGCCACUGCGACUGGCUGCGCACCAAAGGGCUGUACAUGGUGCUCGCCGAAAAAGCGAUGCUCGGCCUCUGGCGGAACUUGUUCCGCCGGUGCCUGCGCCUCGCGCCUAGCCGCGGCGCCGCGCCCAACGCGCCGCCGACGCUGCAGCUCGCCAUGCUGCUUGGCCCAGCGCGGAUGGCAUGGGGCGACGCGGCGCUGCAGGCCGAAGACAUUGAGUGUAUCGCCGCAAACUUGGUGGACCAGGGGCUGAUGAAGGCGUACAUUCUGCACUCGAAAGGGCUCGUCGUCCUGCAGAAAGGGCCGCACCUGGGCUUUCCACCGCUCGCUAGUGUGUACCAUAGCUAG
Molecule: messenger RNA, 1299 nt
Organism: Malassezia japonica
Lineage: Eukaryota; Fungi; Basidiomycota; Malasseziomycetes; Malasseziales; Malasseziaceae
Exons: 2
Coding region: 1-1299 (432 amino acids)
Biological process (GO): poly(A)+ mRNA export from nucleus; transcription elongation by RNA polymerase II; post-transcriptional tethering of RNA polymerase II gene DNA at nuclear periphery
Cellular component (GO): transcription export complex 2
Molecular function (GO): double-stranded DNA binding; RNA binding
Source: RefSeq, a predicted model, not a curated record